CGCGUUAGAUUCGUGUGAGUACUACAGUCCGGUAAUGAACAGGUGGGUAGCUUUAUGGAAAAUGCCAGUUCCGAUAUAUGCGGGGUCUGCAACCACACUCGGAGGGAAGUGUUAUAUCGCAGGAGGUAUGACACACAAUGCCGAUGAUCCAACCCCUAGAGUGCGCAUGACCAUGAUCUGUUAUGAUCCAAGAAGCCGAAAAUGGUCCGUGCCCGGGUAUCUCCGAAUGCCUUUAUGUCACGCAACGCUGGUGAACGUUCAAGGCCGCUUGUUGCUAUGUGGUGGCGCCACCUACCGAGAAGAAAAGGCUCGUAAACGAGAUUUAGUGAGUGUUGCCAGUAUUGACGAGUAUAAUAUUCUGACGAACAGCUGGGGUUUCCGAACGAAAAUGUCGUCUGCAAGACAGGAAGUUAGCGCUGUGACUGUUGGAAGCAAGUUGUAUGUGAUUGGCGGGAAAAACUGCGAAGACGAGAAAAUUGAUCAGACAGUCGAAUGUUAUGAUACCACUUUCUCCACAUGGAAAAACUGUCAAUUUAGACUUCCAACAGCUGUUAAAAAUGUUAAAUGCGUUUCUUGUCACAAUUUAAAAUAAAUGGCUUAUUCUGCUUUUAAAAUGUA
Molecule: messenger RNA, 618 nt
Organism: Ruditapes philippinarum (Manila clam)
Lineage: Eukaryota; Metazoa; Mollusca; Bivalvia; Venerida; Veneridae
Product: alpha-scruin-like
Molecular function (GO): protein binding
Source: RefSeq, a predicted model, not a curated record